AUGGCAGAGAGCCUCCCGGAGGGCCCAGCCUUGUAUCCAGGGGAGGUCUUUGACACGAUUGCCGGGUUCCCGACCAUAUACCAUUAUCAACCACCGGCCGGGGGAAAAGAGGCCAGCAGCAAUAACAACGAACCCAAACCCAAACCGCUGAUAGUCUGCGUCACGGGCGGCCUACAUCUGGCGCGCAUCUUCUAUGGCGGACACCGAGGAUCACGCCCGGACGACUUUUUGGCCUUCUGGCUCAGCAAGCUUGGCUUUGGAGUGCUGUCCUUGUCGUAUCCCCUCGAGACGGACCCCCCGAUCAUGCCAACGACGGCGGCGCAUUUCCGGAUCGGAGAUUGGGGUCGACAGGCGGCGCUGACGGCGAAGAAGGUUUUGGAGGAAAACGCAACGGCGUUGGAGACUCGAUCGGUUGUCCUCAUCGCCUGGAGCAUGGCGGGCAGGAUGGUGGUGCCGUUCAACAUCUCGGCCACGGAGCAAGGGCUGCAUGUCCAGCAAUUCAUCAGCUUCUCAGCCACGCCCGGGUUUUCGAGUAUCAGGCUGCUUCCGCCCGGCAUGACCCCUACUCCUGUCGGGUAUUUCCACCUCAUGCCUCAUAUCGAAGUGUUUUGCCAGCAACUGGACGAGAUGAAGAACUUGUACAACAGCCGCAAACGUGACGGUGACGGUGACGACGGCGACAGCGGUGGUGGUGAGGGAGAUGGAGACAUCAUUCCCCGGGAUGUAUAUCUGCGAGAAUACAUCGGAGCGACACCAAUCAACCUGAUCGGACUGAGGUUGUUGUACGACAGACGAAACAAGGGGUUUGUUCGAGACGACGUGCCCCACGAGGAAGACUCUCGGGUCUUGGACGUGGCCAACUUCCCUCUGAUAUCUUGCCUAUACCCGAUCAGUAUCCUCGAUGCCAGCCACGCCCUGGCAGACAAGGCGAGCUGGGGUUUCUUGUUGACGUACAAGCUGGAAACCAUGAUUGGGAAGCAAGGGUUGCUGAAUGUGCAGGGCACGCCCAAGUGGCGGCAGCUGUUGGAUCUGGUCCAUUCCGCCCCGGAGAAGUUGUUGCUCCCUGCGACGGGCAACCACUUCUUCUUCGUCGGCCAUCACUGUGCCCGAGAGACGGCAGACAGAGUGGCGGGACUCCUCGACGAGGGGACUGCGUUGCGAAAGCUUCUAUCUGACCUCACUGGCACAUCAUCACAGGCUUGA
This is a messenger RNA of Capronia epimyces CBS 606.96, 1203 nucleotides long. RefSeq lists its product as uncharacterized. The coding region runs from base 1 to 1203 and encodes 400 amino acids. The record is from RefSeq and is a predicted model, not a curated record. Lineage: Eukaryota; Fungi; Ascomycota; Eurotiomycetes; Chaetothyriales; Herpotrichiellaceae. The transcript has a single exon.